CUGUCAAGCAGAUCUCAUCUUGGAGCAUUAGAGAAGAAAAAAGAUUACAAACUUCGUGCAAACGAUUUUCAAAAAAAGCAAAAGUUCCUAAAAGGUCUGAAGCAGAAAGCUCUAGAAAGAAACCCAGAUGAGUUCUACUUCAAAAUGGUCAACAGCAAACUUAAGGAUGGUGCUCACAUUGAGGAGGAGAAGAAAGAUGAUCUACCACUUACACAGAAGAAACUCAUGCAAACACAAGAUCUCAAUUAUAUCAACUGCAAGCGCAAUUCUGAAAUAAAGAAAAUAGAGAAAUUGAAGUCUGGGCUUCAUUUACUAGAUGUCGAUGGAAAACCGCAAAACAAGCAUACAUUUUUUGUUGACACGCGGAUGCAAGCAAAAUCAUUUGACGUGGCAGAGCACAUGGAUACAGCCCCAGAGUUUCUCGCUAGAAGUUACAACAUUCCUCGCUUGAACGACCUGAGCAGAAAACCUAUUAUUGGGCCAUCAAGCGACGAGUCCCUUGCAGCCAUUACAAAAGAGAGAAAAAAGAACUACAAGGAGCUAAUUAAGCGGAUCGAGAGAGAAAGGGAACUCUCUGUCAUCACCCAGAAGAUGGAGAUGAAAAAAAAACUCAUGGGAAAGGAGAAGUCAAAAAAGGUCACAGACGAAACGAAAUCAGCACCUGCAAUAUACAAGUGGUUUGCAGAAAGAAAACGUUAACAUAUUGGAUCCUACAAGUGACAAUAGAAAUUAUUGCUUUCAUAUUUUGUACAUUAGUCAAAUUAUCAAUAGAUAGUUGGAAAGUAUUUACAUCUGUAUCAUGAUAUCAUCAUCAUUGCUACUAGCACAGUGUGUCUUUCCGGUCGGUCGGCUGCUUCUCGGUUGAGAAUGGUCCUGGCGUUCCAUUGGGCAAUUGUCAAUUGUUGAGUUCUUCUUCCUAGCUUAUUUUUCACUGUCAAUGGGAGAUGGGGUCAAGCAGUGCUGUCGAUCGUCAAAUCGAUGUGUGUGCAAUCGUAUGCAAUACUUAAUACAGACAUCUUUGCAUUGAUAGAUUGGAAGAAUGAGGUAUAUUUGUAUUGGAGUAAUACAAUACACCCAUUUCAUACUAGGAAUUUAUUGAUGAUGGAUAGUCAGUAAUUGUUAUUAAAUUUUUUUAGUAAACUUGUA
Messenger RNA from Priapulus caudatus, 1146 nucleotides. Its product is annotated as probable U3 small nucleolar RNA-associated protein 11. Lineage: Eukaryota; Metazoa; Priapulida; Priapulimorpha; Priapulimorphida; Priapulidae. The record is from RefSeq and is a predicted model, not a curated record. Gene Ontology annotation, cellular component: nucleolus; small-subunit processome. Gene Ontology annotation, biological process: rRNA processing.